Messenger RNA from Rattus rattus (black rat), 7944 nucleotides. It is a transcript of the gene Pkd1l1, whose product is annotated as polycystin 1 like 1, transient receptor potential channel interacting. Gene Ontology annotation, biological process: detection of mechanical stimulus. Gene Ontology annotation, molecular function: protein binding; calcium channel activity. Bases 1 to 7944 code for a protein of 2647 amino acids. The record is from RefSeq and is a predicted model, not a curated record. Gene Ontology annotation, cellular component: membrane. The transcript has 55 exons. NCBI's taxonomy places the organism in Eukaryota, Metazoa, Chordata, Mammalia, Rodentia, Muridae.
AUGCUCCAAUCCAACAUCAUCAUCCUCACCACCGUCAUCCCCACCACUGUCAUCCCCACCACCGUCAUCCCCACCACCAUCAUCCCUACUACCAUCACCCCCACCAGUAACAUUCUGAACACAACUAGUGAAGGAAAGCUAAGCUUUACUAGCAGAGAACCACAAGCUCCUCCAGAAUGGGAUGAAGGUACUAGCAGGAGCAGUACCAGCCCCAGCUCCCAGCUCCAGUGGCUGCGUGAGGCUGAAAGAGAAGACGGAUCGUUCUCUGGUCUACAGCAGGUUGAUUUGCAGGGCAUCUCCUCUGCGGCCCCGUGCAGCCUGAAGAAGGAAGCUUUCUGCUGUAAUGGACCAGGACUGCUGUGCUCUGGGGAGGACUCGGCCAAUAUGCUCCUGAGCGCUGGGCACUUUGCCACCUGCUGCUUCCCAGAAACAGAUGCUCAGGCACCUCCAGCUCUGGGAAUUCGUGUUCACGCGGCUUCCAGAACAGCUCUUUGUCUGCUGCUGGACUUUGGGGACAAUCGUGGAGCUGAGAUGAAACUGUGUACAGUGACAGGUGCAGCUACCGUGACCGGCUACUACCAGUACGGGACAGAAGGAGUCUAUAAGCUCAAGGUUGUGGUCUCUGACUAUCAUGGAGCUGAUGAGGAACUGGGGCCCUAUUAUAUGGACAUUGGCCAUGGGAAUGUGUCUGUGUUCAUGAAUUCCAGCUCCAUCCACGAUAGCGAAGCUCUUGCCUUUGCUAACUCCCUCCCACAGCAGGAAGGCACAGUCGUGGUGCAUUGUUUCUCAUCCGUUUCUUCAUACUAUGUGUCCUUUAUGUCUCAGACCCGAGUGGGCAGCAGCCAGGCCUGGCGUGGUGUGACUGUUCGGUAUACGAUGCAAUCCGUGUCUGUCUACACCAAUGGAACUGUGUUCGCUGCAGACACAAACAUCACAUUUGUGGCAGUUACCGAGGAAACUGUACCUCUGGAGUUCACUUGGUAUUUUGGAGAAAACCCACCAGUGACAACAACUUCCAGAAGCAUUAGAAGAAGGCUGAGCAUCCCACAAUGGUACCGUGUGACGGUCAAGGCCACCAGCAGGAUGGGCAGUGUGGUCUCCAAGCCCCACCUCAUCAGGGUACAGAAGAGAAUCCUGGCCAAUCGGCUUGUGUCCACUGCCUCAGCCCUGGUAAAUGCCAAUGUGUCCUUCGAGUGCAGGCUCAAUUUUGGCACCGAUGUAUCCUACCUUUGGAACUUUGGAGAUGGCUCCAUUGAGUUGGGCAGCAGCUCCUCUGGCCAUGUCUACGACAGGGAGGGAGAGUUUACAAUUGAAGUCCUUGCCUUCAAUAACAUCAGCUCUGCCACCCUGAGAAAACAGAUUUUCAUUGUGCAGGAGCCUUGCCAACCACCCCCGGUGAAGAACAUGGGGCCUGCGAAGGUGCAGAUAUGGAGGUCUCAGCCCCUGAGACUAGGCGUGACGUUUGAAGCUGCCAUCAUCUGUAACAUUUCCCAAGGACUCUCCUACACCUGGAGCUUUGUGGGUGCUGAGGCGACUGCUGUCACCCUCCCUGCUGCUGUCAACACCCACAGACAGACCAUCGUGCUCCCAAGCUACACGCUGGAGUGUGGGAACUACACUGCCGUCGCCAAGGUUCAGAUCAAGGGAAGCAUGGUGUAUAGCAACUACUGUGUCGGUGUAGAAGUUCGAGCCAGGGCACCUGUCAGCGUGAUCUCUGAAGGCACACACAUCUUCAUCUCCAAGGCUACCUCAACCUCCAUCAUCCUGAGCGGGUCCCAGUCCUAUGACCCUGACAACCCAGGGGCUGCUCUCAGGUAUCACUGGACUUGCACAGCAGCCAGCUCACCCAUAUGGCCUUGCUUUGAUGACUAUACUCUGUACCGAGUGGACACUCAAGCUCCUGCCAUUUCCUUCCCAGCAAAAUGGCUCAGUGAGUGCUGUGACCAGUUCCUUGUGACACUGACAGUCUCCAGCAGUGGACGGAACUCAUCGCAGGCCUUGACGUUCCUCUCUACCCGUCCUGACCUGGCCUUCAGGUUCAUCCACAUCUCAUGGGUCAACUUUAGAGACAUCUCUGUGAACUGGAACGAAGAAGUGUCUCUCCGAGCUGUGUGUGAAGACUGUGGAGAUGUCUCAGACCUCACUUAUUCCUGGGACCUCUUCCUGGUCAAUGCAACAGAGAAGAAUGCAGUGGAAGGUUACUGUGGCAAGCUCACCAGCCCCAUGAUGGCGAUAGUCCCCUUCUGUAGCACUGUGGGGCUGCUGGGUGCCUCAGCACUGGGGGCCAGUCUGAAGUCAUCUGAGUCUCGUCAGCCAUCAAAUCUGAGAGCGUCGCCCACACCACACUCACUGGGCCCUUCACCCACGCCCCUGGGCUGGACAGCUCUUUCUAACCUGGGAAGCAUUUCCGCUGAGUUCCCAGCUGGUGGCCACCGCAUUCCUGCUGAGGGACCUGUGGCAGGCUCAGGAGAGCCAAUGGAGGACUAUGGCUCACUGAGUCCAGCACCUGGUUCCCUGGCUGAGGAAACCCUGAUGAUGAGUGACCCUGAGGGACGUUGGCCCUUCCCCAGCUCCUCCACUGCCUUUGAUGAUUUUGAAGCCUAUUACAGUGACAUCCAAGAAGCAGUGCCGUCCCUAGGAAGACAACCAGGGAUCAGUGCAAACUUCCAGGAAGCAGGAUCAAGUCUGAGUGCUGAGGAGAGUGCCAGUUAUGGGGACAACCUGCUGGGCCCUUUCCUCCACACAGGCAGAGCAAAGCCAACUCUCAUGAUCGACUGGCCCAAGGCCCUGGUCAGCCGAGCUGUCUUCCAUGGCUACACCACAUCAGGUAUCAUGGGACCAGCUGUGACAAUAAAACCAUUCUCACUGAGCAGUGGCGAGAUGUAUGUCCUACAAGCUUCUGUAGCCUCAAAGCAUGUCUUACUGGGCAAGGCGCAGCUCUACUUAACAGUCAACCAAGUUCCACAGGACAUGUCUUGUCAGGUGCGACCUCACCAUGGUAUGGAGGCACAUACCAUCUUCAGUGUCUUCUGCAUGUCAGGAAAACCGGAUUUUCAUUAUGAAUUUCGUUACCGGAUAGGAAACACUUCCUCACACACCCUGUACCGAGGACAAGAUACCCAGUAUUAUUUUUUAUUACCAGCUGGUGAUUCUUCAGACAGUUACAAAGUCAUUGUUUCAACUGAAGUCACAGAUGGCCAAGGCUCCAAGGUGCAGCCAUGCACUGUGGAGGUGACUGUGCUGCCCCGUUACCAUGGAAACGACUGUCGGGACAAGGACCUAUAUAACUCCACCCUGGAAAACCUGUCUACUCUCCAGCUGGUGGGAAGUUACACGGAAAUCAGGAACUACAUCGCCAUGAUCACUGGGAUCCUGAGCCGCUUGUAUAUGGAGAGCAGAAACACUUCUUCGUGUGGUCAGUGGUCACAAAUACAGGAUGUAUUAAUUUCUUCAGCAUGCGAAGUACCUUAUACAGAUCAGGAAGCUAUGGUGGAUUCUAUUCAUAUAUUGAGAGACCUCAUAAGCUUCCCUAAUAAGUUGAGCUUGAUGAGUGCCACACUCAUCUACAAAUACGCCCAGAUGUUCCUUGCUCAAGGUCAAGUCUCCGGGAGGUUGCUGGUCGACAAAAAACUAAGAGUUGAAUUUAUCCUUCUCAUCUCUGGAGUCUGGGAAGCUGCCAAAGAAGACGUGAGGGAUGGGUACUAUCUGCAAAAAGAAGGCAUGAAGAUCGUCUCUGACAUGUUACUAGCCUGUCUCUCCUUGAGCCCCAAGUCUCAGAUUCACAUAAGCACCGGGCAGAUGGAGUUCCAGACUCUUGUCCAUCGUAGCCCUCAGAGCUCUAUCCAGAACCUAGGCUUCAUCCGGGUACAUUUGCCCAGUGACGUGGCCUUGCACAGUCCUACUCAAGAGGAAACACAAAGCCCAUGCUACAUCAGCCAGCUCACGUUCUUCAUGAAGAGUCCAUAUUCAGGGGAACAGGCUCCUGGGCAGUUGGGUGGUGUCAUGAACCCUAGGCUCUACAGCUGCAAGAGCAGAAGACCUAUCCUCAGAGGACGACUGGAGACACCUGUGACUAUAGAAUUUGGGGAAGAAGACCACCUGCACAAGAGAAAUCCAGCCAUGUUUGUGUUGCUUCGGGAUGAGGUGAAUGUCCAUCAGUUCACUGGACUUUCAGAAAACUCCCAGGAAUCUUUACAGAUACACAUUGAAUUCUCUAAGCCAGUUACAAGAGCCUUUCCCAUCAUACUGUUAGUAAGGUUCUCUGAGAAAGCCACACCUUCUGAUUUUCUCAUGAAGCAAGUCUACUUCUGGGAUGAGCAGACCGUACAAAUGUAUGUACCUGCCGCCCCAUGGAGAGGAGCCAAUGUGGGAUACUUAUCCCUAUUAGAUGCUGAUUAUGACAGGAAACCUCCAAAUAAAUAUCUUGCUGGGGCUGUAAACUAUACGGUGCAUUUCCAGUGGAUCCAAUGUGUGUUUUGGGACAAGACAGAGUGGCGAUCCGAAGGUCCCUGUCCACAGCCAGGAACUUCUCCUGAAAAAGUCAACUGCAGCUACCAUCGCCUUGCACCUUUCUCCGUCCUAAGAAGAAAGCUGAAUGCCACUUUUCAAGUGAGCAGCGUUUCUGAGUUUCAGAGUCACCCACACAACUUGCUUCCCAGUAUUUUCAGUGUGUUUUUCUUGGUUCUUUAUGGAUUUUUGAUGAGUAAAAGCAGCUGUGUAGAUUGUCAUGAGAAAAAGAAUCCUGGUUGUAUUUUUCUGGAAGAAGAAACACUGCUUGGCCACCAACUGUAUGCAGUCGUCAUUGACACUGGCUUCCGGUCACCAGCCAGAUUUACCUCAAAGGUUUUCAUUGUUCUAUGUGGUGAAAAUGGACACUCAGAAACCAAAGAACUUUGCUGUCCAGAGAAGCCCUUAUUUGGAAGGAACUCCAGGCACACCUUUAUCCUGAGCACGCCUCACCAACUGGGUCCACUCCAGAAGAUCCGUCUCUGGCAUGACAGUAGUGGACCUUCCCCAAGCUGGUUCAUCAGCCACGUGAUGGUGAAGGAGCUAUGCUCAGGACAAGCCUGGUUCUUCUCUGCUCAGUGCUGGCUGGCUGUGAACAAAAGGGGUGGCCAGGUAUUAGGCGAGUUCUUCUGCCUGAGCCAUGGUCUCAGUUUCUGGAAGCUUUUCUACUCGAAGUUCACAGAGUACCUGGAGGAUUUCCACAUCUGGUUCUCACUGUACAGUCAGCCCCCAUCCAGCAACUACCUACACACACAGCGACUUGCUGUGUCCUUCUGCCUGCUGUCUGUCUACUCAUGCCUCACUGCCCUUGUCACUUUGGGAGGCCAUGAACAGCGCCCCCUAGGUGUGGGUCCCACAGCUAUCACUCUGGAAUCCUUCAGUCUGGCUCUGCUGUGCACCCUCCUGGCCUGUCCACCUGCACAGCUCCUAUCACUGCUCUUCAGGUGCAGCAAGGAAGCCAGAGGGAAUCUACGGACUUCACGACAUUGGCCUCUAAGAGGAGUGAAGACAGAAGUACCUCAGGGCCCUGAUCCCAGUGGGAAACCAGAUUCAAGGCAGCCCUCCCCACAUCCCAUAUCAGACCUUCUUCCUGGGACUGACCAAGCUUGGAGGAUGACAGCCAGCAGCAGGGGUAUAGUCCGUUCACCGUUUCCACUGGAGGCCUGCAGGGAUAAACAUCUUGCUCUGAGAGAGAGGAGCCACUGCUCUCCUCCCAGUUCACAAGCUCCCAGUAGUGGUUUUGAAGAACUUGGGCCCCAGCAGUCAAGGGUCUGUCUGCUCUGGUCAAGCUCUGUGGCUUGGGCCAUCUCUGGCACAGCUUCCCUGGCCUGUGGUUUGGGGACAGGAUUCCUAGGCUACAAGUUUGUGCCAGCACAGUGUGUGUGGUGGCUCCACCUGCUGCUUCUCUCUCUGGUCUGCUGCGCACUCAUCACCCAGCCACUCAUGAUCUGUUUGGCAGCAUCGGCCUUUGCUUGGAAACGGAAACAUGACAGUGAGUUUUUUAGUGAGUCAUUACAAGAUGCGACCAAGGGUCUGGAUUUGGAAUUGGAAGAACGUUCCAGAACCCACAUUCCUCUUUCUCCUGUCUGCUAUAGUCCUGACAGUGCUGAGGAGACUGAAAGGGUCUUGGCUGCCCGACAACGAGAACGCCACCUGCGCUGGGCUCAGACACCAUCCAGGCCAAAGUUCAGAAUGAUGAGGGAAAGACUAAGGAGAGAGAGCCUCAUGCAGGCAGCCCUGAGAGACGUGACCAUGCAUAGCGUCAUGCUACUGCUGCUUCUGUUUAUAGCAUAUGGGAGAUUCUGCCCAGGUGAAUAUUCUCUCAAUCAAGCCAUCCGGAGGGCAUUUACAAGAAAUGCCCAUCACUCCUUGGGGGACCUCAGCAGCACGGAAGACUGGUGGGACUGGACGCUGAGCACCCUGCUAGAUGUGCUGCACCCAGAAAGAAUGCCUGCAGGAGCUUGGGGGUCUCAGCCUGGAGCUCUUGGAGGGCAGUGCCACCUAAUAGGCCCCUUGGUGAUCAAGCAGUUGAAGGUUUCUGCUGGCACUGCAUGUGUGGCUCCCAGGCCAUUCUCAGAGCUCGUGGAGGAUGUACUCCCUAUGCAUAGUCACGCCCUUGACCUUGAGAACCGAAAUGUGACCCCUGGUGAUCCUGAGACCUGUGGUGUGAAGAAAGAGAGCUACACGCAUAGCCUAGGAAGAACAAGGCAUGAAGCCCAUGCAGCUCUGACUGCCCUCAGGGCCAGCAGGUGGAUUGACCACAGCACGAGAGCCAUGUCUGUGCACUUCACUCUCUACAACCCUCCAACACGACUCUUCACGAGUGUGACCCUGGGUGCAGAAUUUCUCCCCACAGGAGGUCUUGUCUCCUCAUCCCUGAUAGAGUCCUUCAGCAUCUUCUACAGUGACUCAGCCCUACAGUGCCUCCUCAUGCUUUCUGAGCUGCUGUUCCUGGUACUCAACAUGAUCCACCUCUGUUUCCAGCUCUGGGAGAUGGCAACCAAGGGUAUUCUCAGCUACUGGAGAAAACCAAGACACUGGCUGGAGCUCUCUAUGGUUGGUGUAGCACUGGCCUACUAUGCAGCCUCCGGUCACCUCACUACUCUUGCUGAGAACAUAACUGACCAGUUCCACAAAGGACUUUAUCAGAGGUUUGUGGACGUCAGCCUGAUGGUGUCAUGGAAUCAGCGAGCACGAUGCCUCCAGGGAAUCCUCCUGUUCCUCUGGAUGUUAAAAUGUGUUCACCUCUUCAGUUCUCUAAGCACCAUGGCACCCCUCUCUGCAAUGAUGGGCCAUUGUCCUGGGGUUUUCUCCCUGCAGCUGGUGGGGGCCCUAUUGCUGGCCGCCCGUUUCCACUUGCGCUGGUUUCUGCUCUUCACCUGGACACUGUCGCGUGGCACCUCUGCAGAGGCAUUUCCUGGGCUACUGCUUCUAUUUCCGGGAAGAAGUCAAAAAGACUCAUGGCACAAUCAUUUAGAGUCUGACCACAGAACUGUGAAUUGUUACUAUGGGACCCUCUUUCUGUUGCUGGCGACCCUGGGUUUCGGAAUGCUGAGAGCCACCUUCUUGACUCUUUUCCAAGACAGAAAGUCUUUUCGCAGAAAAUCUCUCGUGACACUAAAAGAUGUUGCUGUUUCUAUGUGGCAUAGACUCCUCACCCUUCUGAGGCUGGAAACAACAACUUCAGGAGAGACUGAGGUGGCUACGGACCACAUUUAUUACCUGGAUGAAUUUUCAAGUCUAUUGGAUGAACUUCUGAUGAAGAUCGAUGGUUUGUCUGACAGCCUAGAACUUUCUAUCCUAGAAAAACAAUGGAGGAGGACAGUGGAGUCAAGGACUGGGGACAGUCCUUCAGUUGGCAUUUUGGAGUACCAAGCUGCUGGGGUUCUACGUGGCCAUGGGAAAAAGAAGAGUCUCACAGGCCCCAAUGACAGUUGA